Molecule: messenger RNA, 565 nt
Organism: Prorocentrum cordatum
Lineage: Eukaryota; Dinophyceae; Prorocentrales; Prorocentraceae
Source: the annotation of a GenBank genome assembly
CUUCCUGGCGCCGUCGCCCCUGGACUUCCACCUCGGGCCGCAGUCCGUGAGGAGCCGGGCCCUCUCCCCGGCCGCCGGCCUCGUGCGCGAGUCGCUGCCCGCGCUCUUGCAACGGCUGAGCCAGGCGCGGCUGCCGCUGGAGGCGAUGCAGGUGGAGUCGAACGCCAUGCUGCUCUCAUGCCUGAAGGCGAGCCGCUUCUCGCAGGCGCGCGUGUUGGCAUGGCUGGGCGCGGCGAUCGACGAGGCGCAGCCGCCGCCCGGCGCGGCCUCGGAGCCCAGCCUGCUGGGCCCGGGCGGCGCCGAGGGCCAGGCCCUGGCGGGGGCCCUCGGCAGCCCUGCGGGCGGCUCCCCGGCCUUGGCCACGAAUCUCUGCUGGGCCGUGCUGGGCCUCUGCCAGAUCAUCGGCAUCCCCGCGGAUGCAGACGGCGUGGACGCGCUGUACGUGCUGCGGCACGAGGCUUAAGUCGGGCACGUCCCUCUACAGGGCCUGGUAACGAUUUCUCGUGCUCUUUUGGCUAUUUUCGAUUUUUGUUUGAUUAUUCUCUUGCACAGCUGUGUUCUAGAG